CAUUAAUCCCUCCCUUGAGGAAAUCCACGGGCUGGUCCCUUGAGGGACAGAUCCUAGGCAGAAUGGAGGAACACACAGAGGCAGGCUCCGUACCGGGACUGGGAAACCAGAGGGUUUUAAUUAACAACUCUGCUGACAUCCUGGUCAUUGCUGCUUAUUUCCUGCUGGUCAUUGGUGUCGGCUUGUGGUCCAUGUGCAGAACCAACAGAGGCACUGUCGGCGGCUACUUCCUGGCAGGACGAAGCAUGGUGUGGUGGCCGGUCGGCGCCUCCCUCUUUGCCAGCAACAUCGGCAGUGGCCACUUUGUGGGCCUGGCAGGGACUGGUGCUGCAAGCGGCUUGGCUGUGGCUGGAUUUGAGUGGAAUGCGCUGUUCGUGGUGCUGUUACUGGGCUGGGUCUUCGCACCAGUGUACCUGACCGCGGGCGUCAUUACCAUGCCGCAGUACCUGCGCAAGCGCUUCGGAGGCCAUCGUAUCCGCCUCUACCUGUCAGUGCUCUCGCUUUUUCUGUACAUCUUCACCAAGAUUUCGGUGGACAUGUUCUCCGGGGCAGUAUUCAUUCAACAGGCUCUGGGCUGGAACAUCUAUGCCUCUGUCAUCGCCCUUCUGGGCAUCACCAUGAUCUACACUGUGACAGGAGGGCUGGCGGCGCUGAUGUACACAGAUACCGUGCAGACCUUCGUCAUUCUUGGGGGGGCCUUCAUCCUCAUGGGUUACGCCUUCCACGAGGUGGGCGGGUACUCGGGGCUUUUCGACAAAUACUUGGGGGCAAUGACGUCGCUGACGGUUUCCGAGGAUCCGGCGGUGGGCAACAUCUCCAGUUCCUGCUAUCGACCCCGUCCGGACUCCUACCAUCUGCUCCGGGACCCUGUGACGGGGGACCUGCCGUGGCCGGCGCUGCUCCUGGGUCUUACCAUCGUCUCGGGCUGGUACUGGUGCAGCGACCAGGUCAUCGUGCAGCGCUGUCUGGCCGGGAAGAGCCUGACCCACAUCAAGGCGGGCUGCAUACUGUGUGGCUACUUGAAGCUGAUGCCCAUGUUCCUCAUGGUCAUGCCAGGCAUGAUCAGCCGCAUUCUUUAUCCGGGUAACGUCUGCAAACCCCGCCCCCACCAAGAGUCCUGUGCCCCAUCCAACGAGGUGGCGUGCGUGGUGCCCGAGGUGUGUAAGCGCGUGUGCGGUACCGAGGUGGGCUGCUCCAACAUCGCCUACCCGCGCCUCGUUGUGAAGCUCAUGCCCAACGGUCUGCGCGGACUCAUGCUGGCCGUCAUGCUGGCCGCGCUCAUGUCCUCGCUGGCUUCCAUCUUUAACAGCAGCAGCACGCUUUUCACCAUGGACAUCUACACGCGCCUGCGGCCCCGCGCAGGCGACCGCGAGCUGCUGCUAGUAGGACGGCUCUGGGUGGUGUUCAUCGUGGCGGUCUCCGUGGCCUGGCUGCCCGUGGUGCAGGCAGCGCAGGGCGGGCAGCUCUUCGACUACAUGCAGGCCGUCUCCAGCUACCUGGCGCCACCUGUGUCUGCCAUCUUCGUGCUGGCGCUCUUCGUGCCCCGCGUCAACGAGAAGGGUGCCUUCUGGGGACUGAUCGGGGGCCUGCUUAUGGGUCUGGCACGACUUAUUCCUGAGUUCUCCUUUGGCUCGGGCAGCUGUGUGCAACCCUCGGCGUGCCCAGCACUCCUCUGCGGCAUGCACUACCUCUACUUCGCCAUCGUGCUCUUCAUCUGCUCCGGCCUCCUCACCCUCGUCGUCUCCCUGUGCACAGCACCCAUCCCACGCAAGCACCUCCACCGCCUGGUUUUCAGUCUGCGGCACAGCAAGGAGGAGCGAGAGGACCUGGAUGCUGAUGAGCUGGAAGGUCCCGCCUCCCCCCCUAUCCAGAAUGGGUGUCCGGAGCAUGCAGUGGACAUGGAGGAGCCCCAGUCCCCAGCUCCAGGCCUGGUCCGCAGGUGCCUGCUCUGGUUCUGUGGAAUGAGCGGGGCUGGGGCCGGUAGCCCCGCUGCCCCUACCCAGGAGGAGGUGGCUGCCGCAGCCAGGCGGCUGGAGGACAUCAGCGAGGACUCGAGCUGGGCCCGUGUGGUCAACUUCAAUGCCCUGCUAAUGAUGGCUGUGGCCACGUUCCUCUGGGGCUUUUAUGCCUGAGGCCAACCCUGUUGGACACCAUGAGCCACAGCCAGGACAGGGCUCAGCCUCACAAUGAAUGGGCGUGAGGAGCCUGCAGUGGUGAGAAGGGAGAACGGCAGGAGCAGGAGUCGGGGGGUAGGCCCUGGUUCCCCUUCUCUCCACCUUGUCUCUGUCUGGGGCCCCUGUCCAUCCGACUGGCGGUUACAGCCCAUGAGGCCUUGGCCAAACUGCCACAGCAAUUCCCCUAAACGAAAAUAAAGCCAC
This is a messenger RNA of Leptonychotes weddellii (Weddell seal), 2378 nucleotides long. Lineage: Eukaryota; Metazoa; Chordata; Mammalia; Carnivora; Phocidae. The record is from RefSeq and is a predicted model, not a curated record.